UCAAAUAUCACUGCAGGGUGCACCAAUCCUUUAAUGUAUUACAAAACAACGAGACUAUAUAUGAAGCACAAUAAAACAACAUACUCAUACAUAUUGCAAAACUGUAUUACUGAAAAUAUAUCCAUUACGCUUGAGUGGCUCUUAUUUUUUGCUGUAUCCUUAAUAAAUAUAGGCUUCUAGUAUUUUAAGAAGGAAUUCCUAACAUGGACUACCAUUUUAUUACCGGAGUCCUAAUGGAGGUCUGCAGUUCAAAUGGAUCAGUAAGGUAGGUCCACUUCAAAACAGCAAACAAGUCGUGUUGAAAAUGCACGGGAGGAUUUUAAUCAAUUAAUGUGGAAGAGAGAGGCUGAAGUCUUAGCCCCUCUGCAGACCUUCCAACAGGAGUUCCCAGAUUAAAUGGGGGGUGGGGGGGGAGGCACAGAGGUCGAGGCAAGGAGUAUAAGCAUGCAGCUCAUCUAUUUGGACAACCUGUGUCUGAUUGAUCAAUAUCUCAGGAUUGCCAAGGUGGAUCUGAUCUCCAUAAGAAAACCAUGGUUGUUUGAGGUUGUAGUUUCCGUUCUCAUUACAGAAGUCUUUCCAUCAGACCUUUCCUGGAGUCUAAGAUGACUGAGAGAAGAGAGAUAGAUACAAAAUGAGGGUAGUGAUAGUAAGUCUUAUCCUGAUUCUUGAGACAUUUGCUGGCCACUUUUAAAUCUUUUCACAAUUUUAUUUUCUAAUAUAUUUAUGUAUUCUUCUCUCAUACAUUACUUCCCAACUGCAGUUUCCCCUCACCCCACUUCUUCCAGUUCCUCACUACCUUCCGUCUCCCCCAGAUCCACUCAUUUUUUAACGUAGAACGGUUAAAGAUAUCUUUAUUGAAUUUUGUGCUUCUUUUUAUUUUUAGAAACCUACUUGAUUUACAUACUUCUUUGGCUUUGUCAUUGGUAUCUUUUGUGACUUUUAUAAGAAAUUCAUUUUCACACAUAAGCAUUAUUUGUACUCUGUAAAAGCGGUUACAAAUCAUUAUGCAUUCAAUCCUUUUUCUGUUCUUUUAUUGCUAUGCUUACAUAUCUUCUUAGGGUAUCUAUGUUCAUCCAUACUUUCUUCCAGUUCUUUUCUUAGCCAAACAAAAGAACUGAUCAAAUAGAAAUCUGAUUCAUGGAAAUGGUUAUCAUGUAGACAUUAAGCAAAACUUGAUUUUUAAAUGUGUUAUUGCUAUUGACCACUAUUGCCAAGAUCCCAGUUUUCAGGUAACUAUUUUUUUUUUAAUGGUUCCUAUUUUUCAUUUCUUUUUGUUUCACUGAGAACUCUUAGGACAAAGCUGAAGAUAGGACAGUGGUGGUGGCAGAAUGCAUUUCACAUUACAUCUCUUGGUGCACAGUGAAUCCAUUUGGACACAGGAGUUAGCAUUUGUUGGCGUGGUAAGCGAUGUAAAAUUUCCUGGUGAACCAAAUAUCUGUCUUCUCCACAGCUUUGGAAAGGAUGCAUUAUUUUCCACAUUUCAGAGACGGAGCAGCCGACAUCAAGAAACACAUAAUUUGUAGUCUCUGAACUACUGUAACCAAAACAUCUCCCUGAUCUCAAAAUCUCUUUCUGUCACCAGAAGUGGCCUAUAAGGCUCCAGAAGAAACCCAGCCGUGGCAUCCAUGGUCGCUGUUUCCUCCCCUCACUGCAGUCCUCCUCCGAGGCCCAGGCCGCGGCUGUGCCUUCCAGAUCUUUCUCCAGGGGCCGAUGGGAUUCGGGGCUCACCCGGCGAGCUCCAGUGCAGGCCGGGGCGGGCUGUCUCGGUCUCGGCCACCGCUGCGGGCUUCCCCGCCCUCUUCGGCGCAGGCGGCCCGCCCAGGGCACGGUCCUGACGGUCGCGGGGACAAGGUGGCCGCGCGAGCCCGCGACACUCCGAGCCUCCGCCGCCGGGCCAGCCGCGAGCGAGCCGCCGCCAUGCUCCGGGUGCUGGUGGUGGGCGCCGGGCUGACCGGAAGUCUGUGCGCCGCGCUGCUGAGGAAGGCGAUAGCCGGCCCGCUGUACCUGGCGCUGUGGGACAGGGCUGGCGACGCAGGGGGAAGAAUGAUUACUGCCAAGAGUCCUCAUGAUCCCCGAUGCACAGCUGACUUGGGAGCUCAGUACAUCACCCGCACGCCUCAUUAUGCAAAAAAGCAUCAAGAGUUUUAUGAGGAGCUGUUAGCUCAUGGGAUUUUGGAGCCUCUGACCUCUCCUAUUGAAGGAAUGAAAGUGCAAGAAGGAGAUAGCAACUUUGUGGCACCGCAAGGGAUUUCGUCAAUUGUUAAGCACUACUUGAAAAAAUCAGGUGCAGAAAUCUUCUUCAAACAAUGUGUGACCCAGAUCAACCUGAGAAAUAACAAGUGGGAGGUCUCCAAGGAGACGGGCUCCCCCGAGCAGUUUGACCUUGUUGUCCUCACCAUGCCAGCUCCUCAGAUUCUGGAACUUCAAGGUGACAUCGUGAACUUCAUUAGUGAAUUCCAAAGGCAACAACUGGCAUCUGUGAGCUAUUCCUCCCGCUAUGCUCUGGGCCUCUUUUAUGAAGCAGGCAUGAAGAUUGACGUCCCUUGGGCUGGCCAGUACAUCAGCAGUAAUCCCUGUAUACGCUUCAUCUCCAUUGAUAAUAAGAAACGCAAUAUAGAGUCAUCGGAAUUUGGCCCAUCCCUGGUGAUCCAUACCACUGUCCCAUUUGGAGUUACGCACUUGGAGCGCAGUGAGGAGGACGUGCAGGAGUUAAUCAGCCAGCAGCUGGAAGCCAUUCUGCCGGGUUUGCCUCAGCCGGUUGCUACCAAGUGCCAGAAGUGGAGAUAUUCGCAGGUUACAAACUCAGCUGCCAACUGUCCCGGCCAGAUGACUCUUCACCUCCACCCUUCCUUGGUGUGUGGAGGGGAUGGAUUUACUCACUCCAACUUCGACGGCUGCAUCGCCUCUGCCCUGAGUGUCAUGGAAGCUUUAAAGAAUCAUAUUUAGUGUCUAUGUUCUCUAAAGAAUCAUAUUUAGUGUCUAUGUUCUCGUUUCUACAUUCACUCUGGGGCCCUUUGUUUUCACAGACCUCUGAUUAUUCUGGAUUUUUGUGGGGAGAGGAAUUACUUGGAAAAAUUUCUCCACUUAACUGUCAUUUUUCAUAUGAAAUAUAAAAACAAUAUAAUAAUUUUGAUAGCUACCACCCAUAAUAAAAUGAUAAUUUCUUAGA
Alexandromys fortis (reed vole) is the source of this 3169-nucleotide messenger RNA. RefSeq names its product renalase, FAD dependent amine oxidase (gene Rnls). NCBI's taxonomy places the organism in Eukaryota, Metazoa, Chordata, Mammalia, Rodentia, Cricetidae. The transcript has 7 exons. The record is from RefSeq and is a predicted model, not a curated record. Bases 1711 to 2946 code for a protein of 411 amino acids. Gene Ontology annotation, cellular component: extracellular region. Gene Ontology annotation, molecular function: oxidoreductase activity, acting on NAD(P)H.